Molecule: messenger RNA, 861 nt
Organism: Cyclocybe aegerita
Lineage: Eukaryota; Fungi; Basidiomycota; Agaricomycetes; Agaricales; Hemipholiotaceae
Source: the annotation of a GenBank genome assembly
AUGGCUACAACACAAACAGCAGAUGCACUGGAAGGGAGCAUCCAGGCGUUGAUACAAUCCUUCGCUAUGAUUAUCUUCUCAGAAAUUGGAGACAAGACAUUUCUAAUCGCCGCUAUCCUUGCUAUGCGCCACCCCCGAAUGACCGUCUUCCUAGGCGCCUUCGGGUCCCUCGUCGUCAUGUCUAUCCUAUCCGCAGCAAUGGGACACCUGCUACCCACCCUCAUUCCUCGGAGUUGGACGCAAUUCGCCGCGUCGGUCCUCUUUCUCGUAUUUGGAAUGAAGAUGUUCGUGGAGGCUCGAGAGAUGAAGGCUGGGAGUGACAAGAUCCAGGAGGAGAUGCGCGAGGCGGAGGAGGAGAUUGAAGACGAUGAUGCUGUUCACGACGGAACGGGCCUGACUAGUGCAACGCCAUACGGCCACGUAAUUCCGCUGGAGGAGAUGGAGGAGGGCGGCCGUGUUCGAAGCUCGAGUCCCAAGCCAUCCCAACCCAAGACAUCGUGGCGCGAAGGCGCAAGGAACUUCUGCAGUCUUUUCUUAGGCCCGGUGUUCGUGCAGGCGUUCGUCCUUACGUUCCUAGGCGAAUGGGGUGACCGCAGUCAGAUUGCUACUAUCGCGCUGGGCGCGGCACAUAACGUGUACCUUGUGACCCUCGGCACAGUCGUCGGACACUCAUGUUGUACCGCACUCGCGGUCAUUGGCGGCCGCUAUGUAUCUACCAAAAUAUCCGUCAAGCAUGUCACCUUUGGCGGGUCUUUCCUCUUCCUCCUGUUCGGCGUCAUCUACCUCUACGAGGCCUUCGCGAUGUCCGCCGACGUGGGCAUGUCGAUACCAAUCAGUCCGGAAACGGAUAACAUUGCGUAG